This is a messenger RNA of Podarcis raffonei (Aeolian wall lizard), 920 nucleotides long. RefSeq names its product tetraspanin 19 (gene TSPAN19). The record is from RefSeq and is a predicted model, not a curated record. The transcript is spliced from 8 exons. The coding region runs from base 1 to 768 and encodes 255 amino acids. Lineage: Eukaryota; Metazoa; Chordata; Lepidosauria; Squamata; Lacertidae. Gene Ontology annotation, cellular component: membrane.
AUGAAGAGCAAAAUGAGAAGAAGUGAAAAACUCUUCAUACUAAAAUACUUCUUAAACAUCCUCAAUGGAAUUUUCUUGGUGUUAGGUCUUCUGCUUGUGACUUUUGGUCUUUGGAUAUCGCUAGACAGAAACAGGUUUUUCAGACUUUUGCUAUCCACAGGAGGACAUUCAGUGGCAGAUUCUGUUUCUCAUAUGCUGCUUGCCGUUGGAUUCAUCAUUGUUUUUAUUGGACUCUUGGGAUACUUAGGAAGCGUUCGAGGAAACAGGUGUUUAGUAGCUGUGUACAUGGGUCUUCUUGUCCUUGGCCUUGUUAUCCAAAUGGCAAUACUCGGGGUCCUGUAUACAGGAAAGGAAAUGGCCAAUGACUUGUGGAGAGUUCAGAUGGAUGAGCUUAUUUCUAACUACGGCAAUAAACAUCUAUCUGCAAAGGAACAUCAGUGGACUAUUUUGAAUAAUAUUCAGCGUAUGCUCCACUGUUGUGGGCGAUACAAUUCCACAGACUGGAAAUGGAAUAAGAAUAAAGAUCAUGCAAAUCAAGUACCAUGUUCUUGCACAACAUCUAACACGAAGAAGUGGUUUUGUGAUGCACUGAAAAAUGCAACAUAUACUAGGGGUUGUGAAGAAGAUAUUAAGACGUGGUAUGAACAAAAUACAUGGCUAUUACUUUCAAUCAAUACUGGAUUGCUAAAGGUAGAAGUGCUUCAGUUCGUAGCAGCAGGCUGGCUCUUCAGAACAAUGAGGAAGAAUAUGGUUUUGCCCAGGAAUUAGCAAAAGGCCUGCGUCAUCAUUGCACUAAGCGUCUUGUACUCUACUACACAGUUUUCAGCUUCAUGUGUGCACACAUUAAUUACAAUCUUGUAAAAUGAUUGAUUUUUCAUAUUAAACGAAGUAAUGUUUGUGGUGGAUCUGUGUUUGCAUCA